AUGCCUCCUUCCCAGGCCCCACUCUCUGCGACCCUCCCACCGCUGAUUAUGGGCACGGCAACCUUCAACUCACAGUACAACGCCGAUCCCUACGCCCUCCCAACGACAGAACUAGUCCAGCGCGCUCUCACCCGCGGUAUCCGAGCCUUUGACACAUCUCCCUACUACGGCCCGGCAGAAACCCUUCUCGGCCACGCCCUCGCAACCCCAUUUGUGCAGUCUUCCUUCCCUCGCUCCUCCUACCACCUCCUCACCAAAGUCGGUCGCAUCGCCUCCUCAACAUUCGACUACAGCCCCGCCUGGGUAAGCCACAGCGUGCGCCGCUCCCUGCAGCGCCUGCGCACGGACUACCUCGACGUCGUCUACUGUCAUGACGUGGAGUUCGUGACCCCCGCCGAAGUCCUGGGUGCGGUGCGCGAGCUGCGCCGCCUGCGCGAUGAGGAGGGGCUGCUGCGCUACGUGGGCAUCUCAGGAUAUCCGGUGGAUGUGCUGAGCGAGCUUGCGGAACUGGUGCUGCGGGAGACGGGGGAGCCGCUGGAUAUCGUGAUGUCGUAUGCGAAUUUCACGCUCCAGAAUACGCGGCUGCGGAGCCGGGCGCUGUCGCGGCUGGUUAAGGCGGGCGUUGACGUUGUGCCAAAUGCAUCGCCGUUGGGGAUGGGGCUGUUACGCAGGGAGGGUGUGCCGGUGGGUGCGAUGGGGGAUUUCCAUCCUGCGCCGGAUGCGCUGCGGCGGGUGAUCCAGCGGGCUGCGGACCUUGCGACGGAGCGUGGCGAGAAGCUGGAAGUUGUUGCCAUUCGGUUUGCGCUAGAGUCAUGGCUUAAGGCUGGAGCGAAGGCUGGAGCGCUGGGUACGCCGUUGGCGAGGACGGCGAAUGCGGACCCUGGUUUUCUUUCGGUGGCCAAUCUUGGUACGGGAAAGAGACUGGGAGUGAGCGUGAUGGGUGUCAGUAAUAUUGAAGAGUUGGAUGAGACAUUGCGCGUGUGGCAUAGUAUUCUCGAUGGCUUGGAGAACUGGAAUGAGGACGAAGAUGGCUCGGACACCGAGAGCACGCUUCAGGCCGUUGGGCCCUCCACGCCUGCCGAAAUCUCAGCUUGUGCGGUGCCUUCGUCUGCACCUCAUGCCUCUAACAUUCUGACUCCUUCCAAGGGUCUGAUCACGGACCGGGCGUGGUCCUCAGAGCGCCGCAUUCAUAUUUUGCAGUUGGCCAAGGAGAUCCGAGACGUUCUUGGCGAGGAAUGGAUGGAUUAUGCCUGGGCAAGCCCACCGGUGGGCUUCCAGAAUGAAAUCACCAGCGAACACUUGUCGACUUUGAACGAACUCGGCAUUCAACCCAGUACUACCCUUGAGGCACGCACUGGGUGUGAAGAAGAAGGGAUCCUAACACCGCCGCUCGAUGCAGAGAAGCAGCUUGCAUAA
Molecule: messenger RNA, 1416 nt
Organism: Penicillium chermesinum
Lineage: Eukaryota; Fungi; Ascomycota; Eurotiomycetes; Eurotiales; Aspergillaceae
Product: D-arabinose 1-dehydrogenase (NAD(P)(+)) ARA2
Exons: 1
Coding region: 1-1416 (471 amino acids)
Biological process (GO): dehydro-D-arabinono-1,4-lactone biosynthetic process
Cellular component (GO): cytosol
Molecular function (GO): D-arabinose 1-dehydrogenase [NAD(P)+] activity
Source: RefSeq, a predicted model, not a curated record